AUUCUUGCCAUAAUACUACUAUGAGACGCAGUCCCAUCUCCUAAUACCCCAUGUGUAACUUAAUUUUUUUGUCUUUUUGCUCUUUAUAUUCCCUAUAAUACCUUCUCUUUCACCUUCAAAAUUUUUUCUCAAUUUUUCCAUCAGAUCUUAUAAUAAUUGGGCGUUAAGUCAUUGCUUGGUUAGUACAGUGGACUUUUGAAGAUAGCUAAGUCAUUGUUAUUCAAUUAACAAGAUGGAAGCAAAUAGUUCUCAUGAUGCCCACACUAUUGAAAUCCAAAGAGAUUCUGAUCUUCACAAGAGACGAUUGGGAACAGGAAGUAAGUUUUGUGGGGAAGUACAUUGUGAAUUUGAAAAUGCUGGAACAAACUCGGCGGAUGCUGCAGAGAGAUCAACUUCUAUGCGAAAGCUUGUUAUAGCUGUCGUUUUGUGUGUUAUAUUUAUGACCAUUGAAGUUAUUGGUGGGAUCAAGGCCAACAGUCUUGCAAUUUUAACUGACGCUGCUCAUUUGCUCUCCGAUGUUGCAGCUUUUGCUAUUUCUUUGUUUUCUUUAUGGGCUGCGGGCUGGGAAUCGACUCCUCGUCAGUCCUACGGGUUUCUCAGGGUCGAGAUAUUGGGUGCUCUUGUCUCCAUUCAGCUUAUAUGGCUUUUAGCAGGUAUUCUGGUUUAUGAAGCUGUACAGAGGAUCAUAAACGAGACUGGUGAGGUUAAUGGCUUCCUAAUGUUCGUGGUUUCUGCAUUUGGUCUGAUUGUUAACAUAAUUAUGGCCCUCGUAUUGGGUCAUGAUCACAGUCAUCAUGGUCAUAGUCACGGACACGGACACGGACAUGGACACGGACACGGACACGGACAUGAGCACGGGCAUGGACACGGAGACAUUGAGCACAAUAGUCAUACCCACAGCCAUGGAGUGAUUGUAACUGCAAGCCCCCGCCAUAUGGAAGAGAAUCAUCAUGAACAUGAUCAUCAUCAUGAACAUGAUCAUCAUCAAAAUACGCCGUUGUUAAAGAAUUCCCAAUGUGACGAUGAACACAACAAAAAGGAUGGACAUGGGAAGAAGAAGAAGAGGAAUAUAAAUGUUCAAGGUGCUUAUCUACACGUUCUCGGUGAUUCAAUCCAAAGUAUUGGUGUUAUGAUUGGAGGAGGAAUUAUAUGGUAUAAACCAGAGUGGAAGAUAGUUGAUCUUAUCUGCACCCUCGUCUUUUCCGUUGUCGUUCUGGGAACGACUAUCAAAAUGCUAAGAGACAUACUCGAAGUCCUGAUGGAAAGCACACCGAGAGAGAUCGAUGCAACCAAGCUUCAAACAGGUUUGCUACAAAUGGAAGAAGUAGUAGCUGUCCACGAGCUUCAUAUAUGGGCUAUCACAGUAGGAAAGAUUCUGUUGGCUUGCCAUGUCAAAGUUGCACCUGAAGCUGACGCGGAUCAUGUAUUAGACAAAGUUAUCGAUUACAUCCGAAGGGAGUACAACAUCAGUCAUGUUACUAUACAAAUCGAACGUUGAGCAGCAUCAUGAUCGUCUCUGAAUUCUUUGGCUACAGUUUAAUUUCUAGUUUUAGGUCUGUUUCUUAAUUAGCUAGUAAUUAACUGAUUUUAGUUGUUCUUUGAAAAGCAGAAUAUUCUGCCCAGUUUGUUGGCUAUUGUGCCUGCUAUUGCUAGACAUAAAUCAUCCCUUUUCCCUUGGGAAGUUGCCUCAUUUUGAACAUUUGAAUGGGAAAAUUUUUUGCUUGCUUAUUAUGUGCUCUUCAAUGGAGUUUGGCCAUAUAAGCUAUAUUCCCACAGUUUAUAUGUAAUCAAUCUGGAAAUUUCCUUGAAAAUUGUUAUUUGUUAAUCAAAGCUAAGAUGUUUUUAUGUGUA
Amaranthus tricolor (Joseph's coat) is the source of this 1851-nucleotide messenger RNA. RefSeq names its product metal tolerance protein 1-like. The transcript is spliced from 3 exons. The record is from RefSeq and is a predicted model, not a curated record. NCBI's taxonomy places the organism in Eukaryota, Viridiplantae, Streptophyta, Magnoliopsida, Caryophyllales, Amaranthaceae. The coding region runs from base 233 to 1498 and encodes 421 amino acids. Gene Ontology annotation, molecular function: zinc ion transmembrane transporter activity. Gene Ontology annotation, biological process: zinc ion transmembrane transport. Gene Ontology annotation, cellular component: plasma membrane; vacuole.